AUGAACCCUCUCUCCGCCCUUCUCACCUUGAUGGCCGCCGCCGCCACGUCUGCCACGACCUACUGCGGCGACUCGGCUCUCAACCUCACCUCGUACAGCCCCGGCAAGGAGGCUAUCUUCCCCGUCUCGUCCGUGCUCGUCACGGGCCAGAAGGACGCGAUCCUCGUCAACGCGCAGUUUGGCAAGUCCCAGGCGCAGGCCGUCGUCGACCUCGUCAAGGCCAGCGGCAAGCACCUCACGACCAUCUACGUGAGCCACGGCGACCCCGACUACUACUUUGGUCUUGACACGAUCCACGCCGCGUUCCCGGACGCUGCCAUCGUGGCUACGGCGCCCGUCGUCGAGCACAUCAAGGAGACGGUCGCGGACAAGCUCAAGGCAUGGGCCGGUGCGCUUGGUGCGGACGCGCCGGCCACGACCAUCUUUCCGGAUAUCCGCGGCCCCGCGGCCCGCAGCUACGUCUGGAUCGAAGACCUCAAGGCCGUCGUCGGCGGUGUCUUGCUCGAAAACAACAUCCACGCGUUCAUGGCCGACACGCAGACGCCCGAGUCGCACACCGAGUGGCUCGACGCGUUGGCCGAGAUCCAGGCGCUCAAGCCCAGCGUCAUCGUGCCGGGCCACGCGAUCGUCGGUGAUGUCGCCGACAUUGACUCGCCCGCGUUCACGGCCAAGUACAUUCGCGACUUUGACGCUGCGACGGCUACGGCCAAGAACAGCACGGACCUCAUUGCGGCCAUGAAGGCGUUGUACCCCAAGGCCGGCAGCGUCAUCAGUCUCGAGAUCAGCGCGGAGGUCGCCAAGGGCGAGCGAACGUGGCCGUAA
Messenger RNA from Saprolegnia parasitica CBS 223.65, 822 nucleotides. RefSeq lists its product as hypothetical. The transcript is spliced from 2 exons. Bases 1 to 822 code for a protein of 273 amino acids. The record is from RefSeq and is a predicted model, not a curated record. Lineage: Eukaryota; Oomycota; Saprolegniomycetes; Saprolegniales; Saprolegniaceae.